AACGUCGAUAUUUUGAUGUAUUUUUCACAUCUCUACCGGUGGUUGCGCGCGUGUCCCGCUUAAAUAAAUUCGAGAGGCGAGUUAUUGAUUUGAAAAAGUGCUGCUGAUCAAACAUGGUGAAUAAUUCUCUAUGGUUGAAACAACUGUGCUACCCCAAACGUCAGUUUACCAACUCGACACUUCUUAACUCCUAUUCAACAUAACAAGAAACUUAUUAUAAUUAAUUAUUAACAAACCAACACAACAAACAACACUAUCCACUUACUCAACAACAUCAACAACUUCGUUUAAUCUCGAAACGUAAACACAACAAUUGCUUAAGGAGUCAUCCAGGAGUUAAACGAAUACAAGUGGAGUUAAAUACUUCUCAGCAUUGAGCACUGGAUUCCAUCGAUAGCAGGAAUUAUUUCGCAAAGGAGGAGGAUUUUAAUUUGGAAUAUUGUUCGUUUCGUUUUCAUGUUUUGUCCAACCCAGGGUUAUUUGUAGGAUUUUAUUUAUUUAUUGCUUAACUUAAGGCAGAGCUGAUCCACAGCUGGGAAGAGAGAGGCUCCAAACCGAAGGGUUUAGUCAGAGGGAUAACAUUUCAGGGUAAUUAGUCAACUAAGUAUUGCACCUUCGCAGUUCCAAGCGGCGAGUUGUUCCCCCAUUUUCAUUAUGAAAAUAACGACAAUGAAGUUUAAGCGCAAAUAUGGCUGUUUAGAGAAUAUUUGAAAAGAAUUUCUCACUUAUUAACCAAUUUGUAUUUUUCGUUUCGACCCUCAUUUGUUACGUAGUCUUGUAUUUUAUAAGUUGUCAACAAUUGUUUUGCACAAUUCGAGUCAUCCAUCCACCCAGUUAAAUCCGCACCACCCAAACACAUACAGUUUUUGAGUUCAGUUUUUGAGUAGGGGAAGAGUAAUCAGUAUUUAGUUAGAGUUGAGAGGCAGUUUAGUGGUUUGCACCGAAAAGAGUUUUGGAUUACCUUCAACACCGAACCACAUUGUCGGCAACAUGGAGAGCUAUGCGCCGGAAUUACUGUGGAUGGUGGUCAUCGGGUUCCUGAUCGCCUUUGUCCUGGCUUUUGGAAUCGGUGCCAACGACGUGGCCAACUCCUUUGGCACCAGUGUGGGCUCUGGAGUUCUGACCAUACGGCAGGCAUGCGUUCUGGCCACCAUCUGCGAAAUAUCGGGUGCCGUUUUGAUUGGCUAUAAGGUCUCGGACACCAUGCGCAAGGGCAUCCUGGAAGUUGGUCUGUACGAGGGAUCCGAGGAAGUUCUGAUGCUGGGCUGCGUGGCUGCUUUGGCCAGUAGUGCCGUGUGGCUGCUGGUGGCCACUUUCUUGAAGCUGCCGAUAUCGGGAACACACAGCAUCGUGGGCUCCACCAUUGGAUUUUCCCUGGUGGCCCGUGGGGUCCAGGGCCUCAAGUGGUCCACUUUAGGCACCAUCGUGGGAUCGUGGUUUAUCUCGCCGGUGAUGAGCGGAGUUGUGAGCAUCCUGCUCUUCCUGGCCAUUCGCCGCUUCAUCCUUCGUGCCCAGGAGCCGCUCAAGGCGGGAUUCCGAUCGCUGCCGAUCUUCUACGGCGUGACGUUCUUCAUCAAUGUGAUCAGCGUGGUGCUGGACGGUCCCAAGCUGCUCUACAUGGACAACAUCCCCACGUGGAUAGCCCUGACCGCCAGUUUUGGUCUGUCUUUGCUGGUGGCCCUGCUUACGCAGUUGGUAAUAGUUCCUCUGCAGCGGCGCAAGAUUGCCAAGCGGUUACGGGCCGAGAACCCCGUCAAGUUCAACUUCGAGGACUCUGUGGAAUCCUCGCCGUCGGGCAGUCCCAAGAAGCAGCGCCGCCCGUUGUCGCUGGUCAGCGAAGGAAAACCACUGCCCGCCAUCGCGGAAAUUACCGAGCUGGUCUCGUUGAGCGACAAUUCGCCCAGGACCUUCAAGCUGGCUCCCUUCGGACUGGCGGCCAAGAACAACAACGCGCCCGGCGAGGAGUACAAGAUCGAUCCGCAGUUGAUCAAGAAGGCCGAGGACCUGCUGGGGAAGGCCAGCCUGGACAACACCGAUCUGACGAUCACCAGCCUGAAUUUCAUCGACGAGCAGCAGCAGCAGCAACAGCAGCAGCAGCAAAAUGGACGCAAGUUGCAGGAGUGCUUCAAGCGGAUGCAGUCGCCCAAGGAGGAACAAAAGCACAAGGCGAACCCCAUCGGAACGGACUUGGACACCGGCGCUACCAAGGCCAUCAACAACAACCUCCAAGUGGUGGAGAGCGCCGGCAGCCUUGAUCUGAUGAUCAGUUCCACACUGUCGCCCAACUCCAGCAAGGUUCCUCUGAUCGAGAGCAAGGAGGCUCUAAAUGAGCAGGAGGAGGAACUGAAGCGGGCAGCGGCCGGAGGACGAAGAACCAGCGGCCCGGAGGAGACCCAGGAGAUUUCAAUGCUCUUCUCGUUCCUGCAGAUCCUGACAGCCACCUUCGGCAGUUUCGCACACGGCGGCAAUGAUGUGAGCAACGCCAUCGGCCCACUGAUUGCACUCUAUAUGAUCUAUCGCGAGGGAUCGGUUAUGCAGCGGGCGGAAAGCCCCAUCUACAUUCUCAUCUACGGCGGCAUUGGUAUAUCCGUGGGUCUCUGGUUGUGGGGACGACGCGUCAUCGAGACCAUUGGCAAUGACCUCACCAAAAUCACUUCAUCGACUGGCUUUACCAUUGAAGUCGGAGCUGCCAUCACCGUACUGCUGGCCAGCAAAAUUGGCUUGCCCAUUUCGACCACUCAUUGCAAGGUCGGUUCGGUGGUUUUCGUGGGUCAUGUGAGUGCGGCGGGUCGCAAGAAGAGUCUGCCAAGGGAUCAGGAACAUCAGGCAGGAGUCGACAAGGAUGCCCCCAGCAAUGUCGCGCCCACGAUGGACGGCAGUGUCGAUUGGCAUCUCUUCCGGAACAUUGCCUACGCCUGGAUUGUGACGGUGCCGGUUACGGCUCUCCUCAGCGCCGGAAUGAUGUACGUGCUAUGUGCCCUUGCCGUGGACGACAUGGGUGGAGUGUAGAGAUGGGCCAGAGAUCGCCAUUCAAUUAUUAAUUGUAAUUGCAAAACCAAAAUAAUGUUUCGUAAUUGUACAAGUUGAAAAACACAAAACUUAAUAUUAAACACGCAAGAGGAAACUCGAGAAAAGUGAGAAAAUCUUAACUAAAUUACUCGCCUAACUACAACAUUGUACUUAGCUCAUAGAACGUCUCUGAGUCUAACUGAUAUUAAUAUUGUUUAAUAUGUGUACGCCAAGCAUGUCGUGAUUUGAUUUUAUAUUUAUACACUCCGAUUUGUGUUUGUAUCAGGAAUGCACUUUAUUUCUAAUGCAUUUGAAAUUCUUUUGUAGAUUUAAUCCGAAACCACUCAAAUUAUUUUACACCACUCAAUAGAGCAGAGCAAAACACUUGAAUAAAAUACAAACUAUGUACAACAGAAAAUGUUUAUACGAUCUGGUCAUGACCAAUUUUUCGAUUUCUACAAUUUGUGUGUAAUUUUCGUUUUGAUUUCCUUUAGAUUUCGUUUACACGGUACAAUUGGUUUAAGGUUCGGUUAAAUACUAUUCAAAAACCUAACUUAUGAGGCUCUCCUGUCCGUUUAAAAUUUACAUUCCAUUGAGAGCCAAUUCGUAUAGUAUUUCACUAUGUAGAUAUAC
Molecule: messenger RNA, 3642 nt
Organism: Drosophila suzukii
Lineage: Eukaryota; Metazoa; Arthropoda; Insecta; Diptera; Drosophilidae
Gene: NaPi-III
Product: Na[+]-dependent inorganic phosphate cotransporter type III
Biological process (GO): phosphate ion transmembrane transport
Cellular component (GO): membrane
Molecular function (GO): phosphate transmembrane transporter activity
Source: RefSeq, a predicted model, not a curated record